GUUAGCGAGGCUCCUUCCAGUAAUAAGGGGUGGAAAGAGCGUUUCUUUUUCAUCCGUCGCUCGGAGGAUUGGGGUUUCGGGCUCCAGUGGGCGGUGCGCGCAAUUGACAACACCGCCCCGGCUUUGGUCGAUGAGGAGCGUCGGGAGCUCGAGAGAAAUGGUGAAUCUCCGAGCCUUGUGCGGGGGUAAAGCUUCGUCGUCCCCAUCCACUCGUUCGCCAACCGAGGCGAGGGUCGGCUCGAGGGAGGUACCAGUGGACAUCGAGGCUGGUCGGCCUCGGAAGAGGACGAAGACUUCCGCGACAAAGGCCUUUAAGGCGGCCGCAACCCAAGCAGCAGGAGCCGUCGCCGUGCCGGCCGGCCGCGUUGGGAGAAGCCUCAGGAGAGGGGAGGCUGGCACUAGUAGGGAGGCGGCAGGGAAGGCGCCUCGCGAGCCUUCCAUCCGCGAUCUUUGCCACCUUUCGGCCGGGGGGGAGGACGAGCCCUACCAGACGCGGGUAAUGGGCGAUCUCCCACAAGGCCAAGCUUUCGACCCGCUGGUGGGCUGUUGGGAAGGCUUUACCCGAGGUAGCCGGGUGUGGGCCGACGGGGACUCCGUGGCCUGGUUUGUCCGCGGGGGGCUUCAUCCCGACAUAGCUCGGGAUCUAUACACACUGCCCUCCAAAACCCUUCUUGGCAAGUCUGCCAAGUCACUGCUGUGGGGCAAUCAUUAUGCUGCGGCGCUGAUGGACCGUGUUCGCGAUGCAGGGCGGGUCAUUGGUAUUUUGAGCGACCGCAACGCCGAGCUCCGGAAGCAGAUCGAAGAGGUCCACGCCGGGGCGGCUCCUGAGGCGGUCGCGGUGGCUGAGUAGCGCGCCUCGGAUCUGGAUGCGGAGGCGACAUGCCUCCGAUCCGAGCUCAAGGUGGCCGAGGAGCAAAACAAGGAGACCCAGACGCAUUUGAAGGCGUCACUGGUCGAAGCCCGUACAGCGAGGGGGGAGUCAUUCGAGUUGAUUCGGAGGUUGGAGGAGGCGCGCGCCGAGGUGCGGGGAGCUUUCGAGGCCCUCGCUGUCGAGAUCCGUGAGAGGCCGGCAAAGGACAAGAAGUUGAUCGAGGACUACAAAGAGUCAUCGGGCUUCUAGCUUGGCUUGGUUCGGACUGGGUGGGUCUCGUACGAAUAUGGGUACCGGAUAGCUCUAGCCCGCUUCCAAGCGCGCUAUCCUGACCUUGAGGUUGCGGAUGAUCCUUUCGACUCCUUCCCUGAGGAUAUGAGCGUUGACAUGCCCGAUGAAGUCCCAUUUGACGACAGCGUCGACGCUCUUGAGAAAUAAUGUAAUCGCUUUUGUAGUUUCCUUUUUCUUUUCUAUCUUGUUGUUCAGGUGUUGUAAUGUGUCAUCUAAUGCAAUAGCACAACUGUGACUUUUUGUCAA
This is a messenger RNA of Musa acuminata AAA Group (dessert banana), 1408 nucleotides long. RefSeq lists its product as uncharacterized. NCBI's taxonomy places the organism in Eukaryota, Viridiplantae, Streptophyta, Magnoliopsida, Zingiberales, Musaceae. The record is from RefSeq and is a predicted model, not a curated record. The transcript has 3 exons. Bases 131 to 850 code for a protein of 239 amino acids.